Otolemur garnettii (small-eared galago) is the source of this 2404-nucleotide messenger RNA. RefSeq names its product protein arginine methyltransferase 6 (gene PRMT6). Gene Ontology annotation, molecular function: protein-arginine N-methyltransferase activity. The record is from RefSeq and is a predicted model, not a curated record. Gene Ontology annotation, biological process: peptidyl-arginine methylation. The transcript has a single exon. NCBI's taxonomy places the organism in Eukaryota, Metazoa, Chordata, Mammalia, Primates, Galagidae. The coding region runs from base 84 to 1211 and encodes 375 amino acids.
ACUACAAGUCCCAGAAGCCCCUGUUUCCCGGAGCCCGCGCGGGGCCGCGCAACGCCCGCCGGGAGCCGGCCGCAGCCGCCAAGAUGUCGCAGCCCAAGAAAAGAAAGGUUGAGUCGGGGGGCGGCGGCGAAGGAGGGGAGGGAAGUGAGGAGGAAGAUGGCGGGGAGCAGGAGGCGGCCCUGCAGCGACCCCGGAGGACGAAACGGGAGCGGGACCAGUUGUACUACGAGUGCUACUCGGACGUUUCGGUCCACGAGGAGAUGAUCGCGGACCGCGUCCGCACCGAUGCCUACCGCUUAGGCAUCCUGCGGAACUGGGCGGCUCUGCGGGGCAAGACCGUGCUGGACGUGGGCGCGGGCACCGGCAUUCUGAGCAUCUUCUGUGCCCAGGCCGGGGCCCGGCGCGUGUACGCGGUGGAAGCCAGCGCCAUCUGGCAACAGGCCCGGGAGGUGGUGCGGCUCAACGGGCUGGAAGACCGGGUGCACGUCCUGCCCGGGCCGGUGGAGACAGUGGAGUUGCCAGAGCAGGUGGACGCCAUUGUGAGCGAGUGGAUGGGCUACGGACUGCUGCACGAGUCCAUGCUGAGCUCGGUGCUGCACGCGCGGACCAAGUGGCUGAAAGAGGGUGGUCUUCUCCUGCCAGCUUCCGCCGAGCUCUUCGUAGCCCCCAUCAGCGACCAGAUGCUGGAGUGGCGCCUAGGCUUCUGGAGCCAGGUGAAGCAGCACUAUGGUGUGGACAUGAGCUGCCUGGAGAGCUUCGCUACGCGCUGCCUCAUGGGCCACUCGGAGAUCGUGGUGCAGGGCCUGUCCGGCGAGGAUGUGCUGGCCCGACCGCAACGCUUUGCUCAGCUUGAUCUGGCCCGCGUGGGCUUGGAGCAGGAGCUGGUGGCCGGGGUGGGCGGGCGCUUCCGUUGCAGCAGCUACGGCUCGGCGCCCAUGCAUGGCUUUGCCGUCUGGUUCCAGGUAACCUUUCCUGGUGGAGAGUCGGAGAAACCCCUGGUGCUGUCCACUUCGCCUUUUCACCCGGCCACCCACUGGAAGCAGGCGCUCCUUUAUCUGAACGAGCCGGUGCAAGUGGAGCAAGACACGGACAUUUCAGGAGAGAUCACGCUGCUGCCCUCCCGAGACAACCCGCGUCGCCUGCGCGUGCUGCUGCGCUAUAAAGUGGGGGACCAGGAGGAAAAGACCAAAGACUUUGCCAUGGAGGACUGAGCGUGACCUUUUCUCCCAGCUACCUCCCCAGAUGGCCUAACCUGCGUGGGAGAGGGUAGGGAGGUCGGAGGAGAAAGGGAGAUUCCCAUGAUGCAAGUAGGGGACAAUAUCUGUCGCCCUUUUCCCUCGUGGCUGGGGAGGGAAGAGUGAUUUCAGUGUCUGUCUGAGCAGAUUCUUCUGGCCGUGUUUAUUUUAAAAAGUUGUCCUCUCAACAGCGGAUACAGUGUGCUUCUUAAUGGGCUUUUAAGCCUCAGAAGAAUGUAGUACCAAGCACUUGUAUUUCCAGUUAUUUUGUUUUGUGGUAAAAAUAAACACGAAUGAAAAUACCAGUUUUAUGAAAGGUCCAUGCACAUUCCUGACAACGCACAUGUUUUCUAAAGCUGAAGCUGGGAAGAAGGGUGAAAUGUUCGUUUAGACUCAGUACAUUUCCAGUAUGACUCCUAUCUCUGCAGAGCCAGGCUUUCUCAGUCUUUAAAUCCCCUCUGUCCCUAGGUGCCUUCAGGCUCUGGUACUUCUUCCUCAUUGUUUUCUAAAUAAAAUUUCUCCAGUUAAUGAAAGGGAGGAGAUGAGGAAGCAGUUUAAAUAGCCAAGUUCUAAUUACUUUUACUACUUUCAGAGGGUGCUGAAGUUGAUGAACACGUAAUCCAUUAAAUAAAAUGGACUUUACAUCAUUGUACAACCUUAAGAAAUAAAGAUGGUACAUUUUGGAGAAAAAGGCCUGAAAGACAGCAAAGUAGUAGGAUUUUUUUCAAUUCUUGUCUUAACUAUUAAGAUAACCCAGAAAAUGUUCCAUCUAUAUUCCAUAAUUUUGUGUCAUUCCUCUGAGACAGUCUGGAAGAGGUUUUUGAACAUCACCCAAGGACUUAUUCAUCACCAUGGGUAAAUUAUUUAGGCUUACUAAAUUCAGGAAAAUAUUUUCCCAGCUAGAAAAGUGCACUCAUUUAAACUCACAUGUAUAGAGAUCAUGUGACUUGGCCCACUUACAAGGAGUGAAAGUUCCUUUUUUUAGGGGGUUGGUGGUUUGUUUUUUUUUUUUUCUUUUUUUGCUUUUUAGCUCAGCCAAGUGUGAAAGUUGUGAAUUUGGGAAAAUCACUUGCAAUGAAGUGUGAGUCAUGUUAUCAAAUUUAUUUCUCUGAUGUUUCCCUCAUUCUUGUAACAAACAAAACAUUGGCAUUCUCACUUUUUAUAGAUGA